ACUGCUCACUUCUCUGCAGCCUUACGAAGACCAACAUCACGGCUGUUUAUGUGAGGGCUUGGUCCUGCAAGAACUGCUUAGAAUUAAGGACACACCAGAUAAAGAGCAAAGGAACUGACAUUUCUGCUUGGGGAUUUUAAAGUCUGCAUUAUGACUGGUAUUUUCUCACCAGAAGCAGAGAACACUUGCUGCUCCUGACAAAGAAGCGAGAGAAGCGAAACGGCGACAGUCAGACACUCGUGAUCUCCAGUCGCUCUAAGCAGAGUCAUGCCUGUGGUGAAAGUGGAGAGCGAUUCUCCCUCUGAAAGCACUCUUCCGGUGAACGGCGGUCAGAGAGGUCGCCGGAGGAAGAGGCCCUUACAGCGAGGCAAGCCUCCGUACAGCUACAUCGCUCUGAUCUCAAUGGCCAUCGCCAACUCGCCCGACCGCAAGCUCACUCUGGGGGGCAUCUACAAGUUCAUCACGGAGAGGUUUCCUUUCUAUCAAGACAACUCCAAGAAAUGGCAGAACUCCAUCCGCCAUAACUUGACCCUCAACGACUGUUUCGUCAAGGUGCCCCGAGAGCCCGGCCGACCCGGCAAGGGCAACUACUGGGCGCUGGACCCCAAUGCCGAAGACAUGUUCGAGAGCGGCAGCUUUCUACGGCGGCGAAAGCGAUUCAAACGCAGCGACUUCACGACGUACUCGGCGUACGUGCACGAGUCUCCCGUCUUCUCCCCGGUCCAGGUCACGCGCUCGGUCUACUCCAACAUGAGCCCGGCGUCCGCCUUCUACCAGUCGUCCUCUCCGAGCUUCAGCGCCGGUCAGUCCAGGGUCUUCAGGAUCAACUCUCUCAUCGGCUCAGAGAUGAUGCCUCAGCAGUCCUGCCGCAGCUUCAGUCCUGAGAGUCUGGGAGGACCGGGCUUCCAGCAUCAGUCCUGCAGCUCCAGCUCCUCCAACAACAUGGCCUUUGCGUACUCCAGCCCAGGACAUGGACAAGCUCAGGGAUCGUAUCCUCAAGGCGGCAGCCAGGCUUACGGGCCGACUGGAAGGAUGGCCGUCUCCAGUCUGUCUCCCAUCGCUGGAGAUGCUGUCGGAGACCCAUACGGCAGAACCUCUCCUGCGCAGCUGGGCUCUUUCGUUCAGUACAAUAACUCUGGUGCAGUAGGAAGCUCAGGAGCCUACAUCAGGCAUCCAGCUUACUCAGGUAACAUGGACAGGUUCGUGUCUGCCAUCUAAACAAUGUUCUCCUCUGCGAGAACCGCAGGCACACGGGAACAUUUGGAGAGUAAAUAUGAAAACCAUUAACUGUGAUAUUUAAACUGGUGUUGCUAUUGUUUUAUUGUGAUUCCAUCAGUGGAUUGAAAUGUUAAUAACCUCAAUCGACACAUGUACAGACCUUUCCUAUUACAACACCGCAAAAAAGCACAAAAUGCUCAAGUUAAAGGCAAAUGUUUACAAGGAUCAAACUUUUUUUGUUGUUUUUUUUAGGGAUCUUUUUUUAUUACUUGAGUGAAAUGUGUUCUUUGUAUAUGCUUUUCUUAUUACCAUCUGUGUAAGUGUAAAUGCUUCCUUUUACUUUUAAUUGAAAUAAGUUACUACAUCUACUUAAUUCAGUGAUAUAAAAAUGUUUUUACGA
Messenger RNA from Cyprinus carpio (common carp), 1618 nucleotides. RefSeq names its product forkhead box protein E1-like. Lineage: Eukaryota; Metazoa; Chordata; Actinopteri; Cypriniformes; Cyprinidae. Gene Ontology annotation, molecular function: DNA-binding transcription factor activity, RNA polymerase II-specific; RNA polymerase II cis-regulatory region sequence-specific DNA binding. Gene Ontology annotation, biological process: anatomical structure morphogenesis; regulation of transcription by RNA polymerase II; cell differentiation. The record is from RefSeq and is a predicted model, not a curated record.